Dictyostelium discoideum AX4 is the source of this 5115-nucleotide messenger RNA. RefSeq lists its product as hypothetical. Bases 1 to 5115 code for a protein of 1704 amino acids. NCBI's taxonomy places the organism in Eukaryota, Evosea, Eumycetozoa, Dictyosteliales, Dictyosteliaceae. Gene Ontology annotation, molecular function: actin filament binding; actin binding. Gene Ontology annotation, cellular component: cytoskeleton; membrane. The transcript has 2 exons. Gene Ontology annotation, biological process: cytoskeleton organization. The record is from RefSeq and is a predicted model, not a curated record.
AUGGAAUAUAAAAGUAUUGAAAAAUCAAUUGUAAGGGAAUCAAAAGUAAGAAAUGUAUUUAGCAAAGUUUGUAAAAAAGAAUUAUUUUAUACAAAUUUAAAAGUUAAUUCAGCAUCUGAAGAACUUUUAAAAUCUUCAAAAAGUUUAUUUGCUUAUCCUUCUUCAAUUGGUGGUGGAUCAUGUUUAUCAAUUACAAAAUUAAGUAAUCAUGGUAAAGUACCAGAUACACCAUUUUGUAUUAAAGGACAUACAGAUCCAAUAUCAUGUUUUGAAUUUAGUAAUUUUAAUGAUUAUGUUAUUGCAACUGGUAGUAGAGAUUGUACGAUAAAGAUAUGGGAAGUGCCAGAGGAAGGAUUGAUAAAGGAUAAUUUAGUGACACCAUUGAUUACAUUACCAAAACAACAAAAAAGAGUUACAGGUGUUUAUUUUCAUCCAUCAGUGGAUUCAUUAUUUAUGUCAUCAACAUUGGAUUAUACAUUGGAUAUUUGGGAUUUAUCAAGCACAGGUGAACAAUCAUCAGUGAUUCAAAAAUUAACAGGACAUGAAGAUUUGAUUAUGUCUGUCGGUUGGAAUACUUGGAGUGGUGGUGACAAGUUGGCAACCUCAUCAAGGGAUAAGAAAAUGAGAUUAUACGAUCCAAGAAGUCAAUCAACACCAAUUCAAACUAUAUCAACUCACGAAGGUGCACAAGGAUUUAAAUUAUGUUGGGCUGAUUCAAAUGGUUUAGAAUUGAUUUGUACUGUUGGCGCAAAUAAAAGUGCACAACGUCAAUUAUAUCUUUGGGAUCCACGUCAAUUACAAUCUUCACAACCAUUGGUUUCAAAAGAUGUUACAACCGAUUCUUCAAUCCUAUCACCUUAUUAUGAUUUCGGUACCAAUAUGGUUUAUUUAGGCGGUAAAGGUGAUGGUAUCUAUUAUUAUGAAAUUGAAAAGAAUAACGCUCAUCAUAUUGGUAAAGCAACAUUUGGUAAUGUCACUCAAAGUGCUAUCACCCUAUUACCAAAGAGUGUUGUCGAUGUUAACAUUUGUGAAAUCGAUAGAUUCUUACGUUUAACUGCUGCAAAUUCUGUUGAAAUGGUUUCAUUUAUGUGUCCAAGAAAAUCACAACUUUUCCAAGAAGAUAUUUUCCCUCCUUGCCCAUCUGGUGAUCCAACUACAGAUUGCUCACUUUGGUUCGCUGAUAAACAAUUAAAAGUUAUUCCACACACAAUCUCAAUGAAACCAGAUGGAGUUCAAUCAAUUUAUGAAGUAUCAGAAGAAGAAGGUGGUAAAAGUAAAGAAAAAGAUAAAUUAGAACAAUUAUCAAAACUUUCAAUUGGUAAUAGUGGUAGUGGUGGUGGUGGUGGCGAUGGUGAUGGUAAUGGCGGUGAUUCACCAUUCAUUACUGAAGGUAUUGUUAAACAAGAAAUUGAAGGUUGGUUAUUUAAUUCUUAUGAGAAUAGAUAUUUAAAGAUUGUAAAAGAUAAAAUUUAUUGUUUCUUAAAUGAAGAUUCUGCUCAAGCAAUUUGGGAUUCACCAGUCUUAAAUAUAAAAUAUGUUGACAUUUAUGAUGAAGAUGAAAAUACCUCUGGUGAGGAAUGGUCUUUACGUUUCAAUAUUAUACUUUUAAAUGGAAAAGAACAUAGAAUGGAAUGUUCAACUGUUAAACAAAGAGAUGCUUGGUGUCAAUCAAUUAAUGCUUAUAGAGAAAUGAAACAACAAGUUGAUCAAUCUGUUGUUUCACCAACAAUGGGUGAAUUUCAUUUAGUUAAUACAACACCUGUUGCACCAUCACCAAUGGUUAUAUCUGAAAAUAAAAAUGCAUUACAAAAAUUCUCUGUACCAUCACCAAAAGAACAACAACAACAACAACAACAAGGUAGCGAAUCACCAAAUUCAACAACACCAAAAUCAUCAACACCAACUCAAACUAGACAUCAUAGUGUAUUAUCAAGAAAUCCAUCAUAUACAUCAUUGAAAAGUUCAGGUGGAUUUUCAAAACCAUCACCAUCAUCAUCAACAUCGACACCACCAUCAACAUUUGCAUCACCAUUAUCAAUUGCUCAAACUUCAUCAACCACCACUACCACUACUACCACCACCACCACUACAUCUUCUUCUUCAACACCACCACCAUUAAGAGCAAACAAUUCAACAUCAUCAACUCCAUUAAAUUCAAGUACAGGUAUUAAACAAAGUGAUAUUGUAAUUGAAGGUAAUUUAACAGAAUUAAUACCAGGUUUAUUAUGGAAUUCAAAUACAGAGAAAUGGUAUGUAGUUUCAGAGGGUAUGCUUUAUUCAUACAAGAAUAAAUCAUUGAAACAAUUGGAUCCAUUAGAGACUAUUCAUUUGGAGAAAGCAAUCUCUGCACAUAAAACCAAAGAAAUUUUCACAAUUCAAGGUUUUAGUUUCCAAUUGUCAACACCAAAUCGUAUCAUUCAUUUAUUAGCAAAAACCAAAGAAGAACGUGGAUCAUGGUUAUCAGUAUUACGUCAAAAUCUAAAGAGUUCAGGUGAAACUAAACCAAAAUCAGUAUUAACAAGAGCUUCAACAAUGGAUGAAUUAAUUAGUUCACCAAUGAGUGAUGACGAAUCAAAUACCAAUGAAGGGGGUGUUGAAGAAGAGGAAGAAGAGCAACCAUUGGAAGGUCAAUUAUCAAGAAAAUUACCUGGUAUCUUUUCAAUGUGGGGUCAAUGUUUUGUUGCCUUAUUAGCAGAGGAUUUAUUUGUAUCACGUAAUAAACUAUCAACAACACCAGAGCUCAGAAUCCAAUUAUCUUCAAUUUCAUUAAUUAAAAAGAUUUCACCAAAUGAAUUCACUCUAUAUGAUUCAAUGAAUCAAGUAGUUUGUAAUUUCCGUACAAUCGCACCAACAGCAGAAUUUGAUGAUUGUACUCGUUGGAUCGAUGGUUUGGAAGCUGCAAGAAAACGUUCAAUUGAUAUCAUUAAAAUGUUCGGUAUCAAUGAAAAAGAAGUACUCUCACCAUUACCAUCAUCAUCAUCAAUUCCAUCAUCUGGUAGUAAUGGUAAUUUAUUGGAUCCAUCAGCUGAUGAUUUAACACGUUAUUUGGAUUUAACAGCAAUUAAAAAUGGUAAACAAAAGAUUUUAAUUCAAGUUAAAGGUAAAAGAAAGAUUAGAGUUAGAAUGGUUAAAUUAUCAACAUCAUCAUUGAAUUGUCAUAACUCUUUUAUUUUAGAUGCUGGUCCAAGAAUUUUCGUCUGGGCAGGUUCAAAAACAAGUCGUGUCAAUAAAGCAAAGGCAUUAGAUUUUGCAAAUAGAAUUCGUACAAAAGAAAGAGGUGGUAAAUCAACACUAAUUCAAUUGGAUCAAGGUCGUGAUGAACAAUCAUUUGAUUUUUGGGAAAUUUUAGGUGGUAAUAGUUCCGAUCCAAUCGCAACAACUCCAACUCCAGAGGAACAAGAUACUGAAUCAAUUAAAACUACAAUUUAUCGUGUUGGUUUAGAUGUUAAAAAGAAUUCAUUACGUGCUCGUUUAGCUUGGGAAGGUACUGAUUGGAAAUUACCAAAUAAAGAAAUUCUCAAUACUAAAUUUGUAUAUGUUGUUGAUUGUGUCACUGAAAUCUUUGUUUGGGUUGGUAAAGAAUCAUCAUCAAUUCAAAGAAAAAUGGCAACUAAAGUUGCAUUGGUAUUACAAGCUCAAAAAGAUCGUGUAGAUUGGACAAAGAUAACAAGAUUAACCGAAUUUGGUGAAAAUAAUCUCUUCAAAGAGAAAUUUGCAAAUUAUCCAGGUAUGUUGCCAAUUUCAACCACUCGUCAAGAGAUUAAAAGUCAUGUUGCAACCUCAAAGGUUGAGCAUAAAAUUGAAACAUUGGCAUCACGUAUGACAACUCCAUUCAUUGAUAAUGAAGCCUUAUUCACAAUACCAAUUGAUGAAGGUGGUCGUGUUAAAGUUUGGAAAAUUGAAGACUAUGAAAAGAUUGAUCAUCCACAACAUUUAUAUUCUCAAUUCUUUUCAUCAGAUAGUUAUAUCGUUCUCUAUACCUAUAUGCAAAAUAAUAAGGAAGCUCAUGUUAUCUAUUAUUAUUUAGGUAGAGAUUCUUCAAUCAAUGAAAAAGGUACUUCCGCUUAUUUAACAGUUGAUCUCAAUGAAUCAUUGGUUGGUGCUUGUGUUCAAACUAGAGUAGUUGCAAAUAAAGAAUGUAAAAACUUUUUAAAUCUUUUCAAAACCAAAAUGGUAAUUCAUAAAGGUAAAUACAAUAACUAUGAUCCAAAGAAACCAUCACUCUAUCAAGUUAAAGGUUUAGAUAAAAUUGAUAUUCGUGCCGUUCAAGUAGAAUUCUCAAGCUCAAUGUUAAAUACUUUACAUGUUUCAAUCUUGCGUACUCCUGAAAAGAUUUACAUUUGGCAUGGUAAAUUCUCAUUGGAUGCUGAACAAAACUCUGCUCUCUCAAUCGCAGAGAAUUUCAAUUCCACUUCAGCUCCAAUCGAAAUCUUAAAAGAAGGUAGUGAAUCCAAUGAAUUUUGGUCAGCUUUUGAAAGUACAGGUGGUAGACAAAAAUACUUUAAUGAUAUUAUGAUUCAAAGUAGUUCAAUUCCAACCUCAUUCACUUAUAAACCACGUUUCUUUGUUUGUAGUAAUGCAUCGGGUAUCGUUGAAGUUACAGAGGAAUCACCAUUCUCUCAAGAUGAUCUAGAUAUUGGAUCCGUUUGUAUAUUGGAUGUACAAAGUCAUAUUUACCUUUGGAUUGGUAGUCGUGCAACUCAUCGUACUAAACGUGCCUCUAUGGAAGUUGUAUUAAACUUUAUUGAAACUUCAAAAUUGGGUCAUUCAAAAGAGCACACUAAAGUACUAAUUGCAACUCCAUUCGAAGAACCAAUUGGUUUCAAAAGUUAUUUCCGUGCUUGGUGUACCUCUAAAUAUCCAAAGAAUAAAUUACCUUUGGUUGAAAAAGAUGGUAUCCCAGUUGAACAAGUACUUAAAGAUUAUCUCAAAGAAAUCUAUACCUAUGAAGAGUUAUUGGCCGAUCCAUUACCUGCUGGCGUUGACUCUACUAAAUUGGAUACUUAUCUCAAUGAUGAAGAUUUUGAAAAAGUUUUCAAAAUGACUAGAACUGAAUGGUUAAAGAUUCCAGCUUGGAAGAGAGAAGGUAUUAAAAAAGAAUUAUUCUUAUUUUAA